Messenger RNA from Epithele typhae, 927 nucleotides. RefSeq lists its product as uncharacterized. Gene Ontology annotation, molecular function: nickel cation binding. The transcript is spliced from 2 exons. The record is from RefSeq and is a predicted model, not a curated record. The coding region runs from base 1 to 927 and encodes 308 amino acids. Lineage: Eukaryota; Fungi; Basidiomycota; Agaricomycetes; Polyporales; Epitheliaceae.
AUGGAGGACGGCCAGGAAGCUUACAUCCUCCUCCUCCUCUCAGAUAGCAAUCUACCCACUGGCUCGUUCGUUGCGUCCGCAGGCCUCGAGUCCUAUGUCACGCACGGCUUCUUCUCGAACCUUGCGCCCGCCGAAGCGAUCUCAUCGACAUCGACAUCGACAUCACCUCCAGAUAAGAUGGACUACACCGUCAAUUUCCUCCGUGACAGUCUUUCAACUUACGCGCACUCUGCACUCCCUUUCGUGACGGACGCGCAUAGCGUGACCGAGCGAUACCUUGGUCGCGCGAGCGCCCCGCUCAGUGCACAAGACAAUGCGAGCCGCCUGGAAAGCACGAUCGCGCAAAUUCUGGAGUUGGACGAGCUUUACGAAACGAUGACCCUCAACCACAUCGCGCGCCGCGCCUCCAAGUCUCAGGGCGUCGCGCUGCUCACCCUCUUCUCGAAGGGAUUCUCAAAGCCUACGCUCCCGCGACACUUCGAAUCCUCGUCCGACGGAACCACUGACACCGCGCGAGACUCGAGCGCCACCGCGCUCAUGGACCGGCUCAAGCUACUCGUCCGGCGCGAGGAUACACACGGCCAUCUCCCAGUCUGUUGGGGUAUUCUGACCGCAUCAUUAGGCCUAUCUACAGAGCGCAGCCAACAUUUGCAUCUUUUCCUACAGGCUCGCAGCCUCCUCUCCUCAUCUGUCCGUCUGAACACAAUCGGGCCGUAUGCAGCUCAGCAAGUGCUGCUACAUGCAGUCCGCCCGCUUGUCGAUGCAGAAGUCGCGCGAGCCAAAGGUCUCUAUACUGGCCUGUUGCCUCAAGCCGAUCAACAGGGAGAAGAUGAGGACACCGUCCGUGGUCCCGCAAUGACCUGGCCGCUCGGGGAAAUCCUCGCCGCACGUCACGAUCUACAACACUCGCGCAUUUUCAACAGCUGA